AUGUGCAACCGCAGCAGAAGCAACAGCAACAGCAGCAACAGCAGCAACAACAGCAGCAGCAACAGCAACAGCAACAGCAGCAGCAACAGCAGCAGCAACACCAGCAGCAGCAUCACCAGCAGCACCAGCAGCAUCACCAGCAGCAUCAUCAGCAGCAGCAGCAUCACCAGCAGCAGCAGCACCACCACCACCACCAGCAACAGCAGCAUCACCAGCAGCAGCAGCAGCAGCACCACCACCACCACCAGCAUCAGCAGCAUCAGCAGCAGCAGCACCACCACCACCACCACCAGCAUCAGCAUCAGCAGCAUCAGCAGCAUCAGCAGCAUCAGCAGCAGCAGCAGCAGCAGCAGCAGCAGCAGCGGGAGCAGCAGUAUAAAAUUACAGCAUCAAAAGAAAGAUGUCUAA
This is a messenger RNA of Eimeria mitis, 408 nucleotides long. RefSeq lists its product as uncharacterized. The transcript has a single exon. The record is from RefSeq and is a predicted model, not a curated record. The coding region runs from base 1 to 408 and encodes 135 amino acids. NCBI's taxonomy places the organism in Eukaryota, Apicomplexa, Conoidasida, Eucoccidiorida, Eimeriidae.